This is a messenger RNA of Apus apus (common swift), 3147 nucleotides long. It is a transcript of the gene AFG1L, whose product is annotated as AFG1 like ATPase. Gene Ontology annotation, molecular function: ATP hydrolysis activity; ATP binding. The record is from RefSeq and is a predicted model, not a curated record. The transcript has 13 exons. NCBI's taxonomy places the organism in Eukaryota, Metazoa, Chordata, Aves, Apodiformes, Apodidae. Gene Ontology annotation, cellular component: cytoplasm; mitochondrion. Bases 12 to 1400 code for a protein of 462 amino acids.
AGGGAGGGAAGAUGGCGGCGCCCGCCUCGCCCUUGGGGGCUGCGCGCUGCCUGCUGCGGGCUGCGGCCCGCCUGCCGCCCCUCCGGGCCGCCGCGCCGCGGGCAGCAUACACAGCUCAAGCAGAUGAGAAGACAGGCCCUGGUACCCUUACAGAUGCUAAUGCCAGGGCCUUGUUGGUUUGCAGUGGACCUUUAGAACAUUACAACUUUCUGAUUAAGCAAGAAGAGCUAAGAAAUGAUGAGCAACAAAGAAGAGUUGUGCAGCACCUGCAGAAGUUGCAUGAGAGCCUUAAAGGCUACAGCAUCAGUUCAAAAAAUCUUCUCUCAAAGCUUUUUGCCAGAAACAAACCCCCUAAAGGUCUUUAUGUCUAUGGAGAUGUUGGCACUGGGAAGACAAUGGUGAUGGACAUGUUCUAUUCCCACUUACAAGUAGAAAAGAAAAAGAGAGUCCAUUUUCAUGGCUUCAUGCUAGAUGUACAUCAGAGGAUACAUCGCCUUAAGCAGAGCUUGCCAAAAAGGAAGGCAGGACUUAUGGCCAAAUCAUAUGACCCAAUUGCUCCAGUAGCAGAGGAAAUAAGUGAAGAGGCUGCUCUCUUAUGUUUUGAUGAGUUUCAGGUCACUGACAUUGCUGAUGCCAUGAUCCUGAAUCUCUUCCAAAAUGGGGUUGUCGUUGUGGCAACAUCUAACAGGCCUCCAGAAGAUCUCUAUAAAAAUGGUCUUCAGAGAGCUAAUUUUGUGCCAUUCAUUGCUGUGCUGAAGAAAUACUGCAGCACAAUCCAACUUGAUUCUGGAAUAGACUACAGGAAACAAGUGCUUCCUGCUGCUGGAAAACUUUACUACCUCACAAGUGAAGCUGAUGUGGAGGCUGUCAUGGAUAAGUUGUUUGAUGAGCUGGCUCAGAAACAAAAUGAUUUAACUAGACCAAGGAUUCUAAAAGUGCAAGGCAGAGAGCUGAGGCUGAAUAAAGCAUGUGGAACCAUUGCAGACUUCACCUUUGAGGAGCUGUGUGACAGACCUCUUGGGGCCAGUGACUAUUUGGAAAUCUCAAAGCAUUUUGACACAGUCUUUGUUCGUGAGAUACCACUUCUGACAAUGGCAAAGAGGACACAGGCUCGUCGGUUCAUCACCCUUAUUGACACCUUUUAUGAGCACAAGGUGCGCAUCGUUUGCUCUGCGGUGACUCCUCUCCAAGGCUUGUUCCUGGUGGAGCAGGACAGCCAGGAGCUGCAGGACAACAGAGUGUUGAUGGAUGAUUUGGACUUGAGCCAGGAUUCAGCCAAAGGACUCUCCAUGUUUACAGGAGAAGAGGAAAUCUUUGCCUUCCAGCGGACUCUCUCACGCCUCACAGAAAUGCAGACUGAACAGUACUGGAAAGAUGGGGACAGAAGCAAAAAAACCUAAUUCAAAGUCAUUAAGAGUUGAAUAAAAUCACCAAGAAUUGAAACUACAGAAUUGGAAAAGUUUUUAGCACAGCUGAAAUAAUAAUUGCACUUUAUUGUGUGGACCAUGUUUUCUUUUAUUGCUUGGUUUUUGUGCUCAGGACAUCAGGAGUGGGUUAUUUUCCUGUACCAGCAGUGGGUGAACACAGGGAAUUUUGGCUUCAUUUUCUUUUCUGUAAAAUACAACAUGGAUGUUCAGGAGGUUUUAACAGGAUUAGAACUUAUCUGGGGAAUUGGUCUAGAGACAAAGAUAAUGGUCCAUACAGGGCCCAGGAGUAGAUGGAUAAUGUCAGGUGAAGAGGGCACGUGGUGGUUCCUGCACUGCUUCUGUCACACACAGUUUGCACAAAAAAAAGCCCAGUGCUUUCCUAAUGGAACUCCUGAGAAUUGUGUAGGUCCUUGCUAGAAUCCUGGAACUCCUUUGUAGUGCAUUCUGGUUUUUUGGGGGUGUUUUUUAUUUUCCUUCUGUGUGCAGCCAUCUGCUGACUCGCAGGCUCUAUGACUGUCUUGUCAUCAGACUGUUGCUCAGGCUGGUUCAUUGAAAACUAAUGGUUUGAACUAAGAGAGAAGCCUGAGGAGGAGCUUGAAGGUACCUGGAACCACACAGGAGUAAGAUCUAAGUAAUCAUGGAUGGGAAAAAGAAACUACAAUGAGACAAGGUGCACUGGAACAUAUAAGUGCAGGUUAUUACACUGCCUAAAUUUAAUUCUCUGCCUAAAUUUGGCAGCUCUUGCAAGCCUGGCUGUGCUGCUUCUCCACCAGUGUCAUUUUUAUGGUGAACUUCCUCAGGCUUCAUCUCUACCAAGUCCUCCAUGGCUGCUAGGACACCUGCUGAGGCAAUCCAUCAUGAGGUUUUAGAAAAUAUGGAAUAUUAACUGAUAUCCCAAAACACAUCACCCAUCCUCAUGUUUCUAGUUGGGAAGUUUAUUUUGGCUGAAGAUGCAUAUGUGUCAUUCUUGGUUUUAAACUGCAACAAGAUAUGGUGUAUAUUGGCUUGUGAUGUAUUUAUAUAAAAAGUCAUUUUAAGAGCAUAUUUAGAAACCCUUAAUAGGGAAAAAUAUUAUGCAGAUGGACUUGAAAAGUCCCUUAUUUCUUAUGGAAGAGAUACAUAACACACUGUCCCCAGAUUGGAGGGAUUUUCUUGGAUUUUGCAGGAUGGCCUUUUUCUUGUACUGUAUCUGUUACAAAAAAAUACUCUUCCCUGACUUUGUUAAGCCUGAUGAAAUGCUUCAAUUUUAACCUCCACCAAAAAAAGAAAGCUUUUCGAAGAGCUUUUUUUGGGAGGACUGGAGAGGUCCUGUGCACUUGGAUGUCUUAGAGCAAUACAGAUGUUUUGGAGCCACGUGCUGAGGUUUGGGUUUCUGUUCUGAUCAUUUUUGUUUGCCCUGGAAGUUACACUGGCUCUACCUGUUCCCCAAAGCAUUUUUAAAGCCUGUAUUUAUUGUUUACAGCUCGUGCAACAAUGUCAUUAUUCCCAGAAGGGUGACUGCUGUGGAGAAUUUUAAUGCAUAUUUAUGAAAAACCCAAUCAGAAUCCAGUGCUUAGACUCAAGAAUACCCAGGUCACUGAUGUAUAUUUUCAGAGAUUUUUAUUGGGUUUCUCAACAGAGGGACUAUUGAGAUUCAUGCAUGUGUGUCCAUAUAUACAUGUUUACUUAAUUUAUAUAUAUAUAAAAAAAUAGAUAAAACUAAUAUAUAUAUAUAAUUUAA